CGGAGUAAAAAUUUUAAGCCUGACUGAGGUCCCAUGCUAAUUAAUUUUGAGAGAUAAGAGUCAACUUUCUAAAUUGCACCAAGCCAUCUGCAUUUAGUAUAUAACGCGUAUCAGUACUCAUUUCUUUCUCUCGCUGCCAGCCAGCUCAACCUGUCACAUUUUCCAUUUCCUGCUGGUACCUUUUCCCUCCAAACGAUUGCCUUUGCCUCUUAGAGUCACUGCCUCGUGAAUUUUAUCGCGCCAAAUUUUUUCACAUCCCCGCACCAUGUCUGAUUUGGAGAAACAGUAUAUCCCCGAAAAGACGGAUCUCCCAAAUUCGUACCAGUACGAAAAUGAUUCGACUUCCGUCGAAGUGAAUGCCACUACUGCCACCGAGACCAGACUCACUUUCAAUGACAGAGUCGCUCAGAUGUUCCACGCCGAAACUAGAGGCGUUGAAAUCGUCCCUGACGAGGAAAAGAUCGAUUCUUCGAUCUGGACCGCGGCAUCCAUGUGGUUUUCCGCCAACUUUGUCAUUGCCACCUUCUCUCUCGGUGCGUUGGGUCACGGUAUCUGGGACUUGAACUUCGGGACCAGUUGUCUUACCAUUGUCUUCUUCUCGAUCUUGGGGGUUAUUCCAGUUGCUCUUUUCUCUGUUUUCGGGGCCAAGUUUGGGUUGAGACAGUUGAUCUUGUCUCGUUUUCUUGUUGGUAACUUCACCGCCCGUAUCUUUGCCUUCAUCAAUGUGAUUGCCUGUGUUGGUUGGGGUGCCGUUAACAUCAUGGUUUCCGCCCAGUUGUUGCACUCCAUCAACGGCGGUGUGUUACCACCUUGGGCCGGUUGUUUGAUUCUUGUCGUCUGUACCAUCAUUGUCACCUUCUUUGGCUACAAUGUUAUUCACAUGUACGAAAAGUGGUCCUGGGUGCCAAAUCUUUUCUCCUUCUUGAUUGUCCUUGCGCGCAUGAAGAUUUCUGGCAACUUUACCCAGGGUGAAUGGACCUCGGGUCCCACCACUGCCGGUGGUGUGCUCUCGUUCGGCGGUGCCAUUUUCGGUUUCGCUACCGGCUGGACCACCUAUGCCGCUGAUUACACCGUCUAUAUGCCUAAGAACACCAGCUCUCUCAAGAUUUUCGUCUCCGUCGUUCUCGGGUGCUUGAUCCCAACUUGGUUCUGCAUGAUUUUGGGUGCCGCCUGUGUCAUGGGUAUCGACACCAGCGCCCGCUGGAAAGAGUUGUACGACACCCAGUCCAUCGGUGGUUUGAUUUUCGCUAUUUUGGUCGAAGACUCCUUGGGGAAAUUUGGCGAGUUUGUCUGUGUUUUGCUUGCCAUGUCCACUGUGGCCAACAACAUUCCAAACAUGUACUCCCUCGGUCUUUCUGCCCAGUCUUUCCACUCGUCCUUCGAAAAGGUUCCAAGAGUGGUCUGGACCAUUUGUGGUAACUUCGUCACCUUGGCCAUCUGUAUCCCAGCCUACUACCACUUUUCCGACGUCAUGUCUAACUUCAUGAACUUGAUUGCCUACUACUUGGCCAUCUACCAGGCCAUUGCCUACUCUGAACACGUCAUCUACCGUAAGGGCUUUGCUAACUACGACCCAACCGACUACAACCAGUGGGAUAGAUUACCCCUCGGUAUCGCCGGUACCUUUGCCUUCUGCUGCGGUGUUGUUGGCUGUGUCUUGGGUAUGGGCCAGGUUUGGUACACCGGUGUCAUUGCCAAAAAGAUUGGUGAAUUCGGUGGUGACAUUGGUUUUGAGUUGGGCGCCUGUUUUGCCUUUGUUGCUUACAACGCGACCCGUUGGGCCGAAUUGAAGUAUUAUGGUCGUUAAAUUGAGGAAAGAGCUUAGGCGGAAUGUCAUGUUUGGUUUUUAUUUUAUGUUCCGCGCUGCUCUUGUGUAUAUUAGAAUUCGUGUGACUUGUAUAAUAUUUGCUAUGAAA
This is a messenger RNA of Babjeviella inositovora NRRL Y-12698, 1916 nucleotides long. It is a transcript of the gene FCY21, whose product is annotated as purine-cytosine permease. Bases 266 to 1807 code for a protein of 513 amino acids. Gene Ontology annotation, cellular component: fungal-type vacuole membrane; plasma membrane. Gene Ontology annotation, molecular function: nucleobase transmembrane transporter activity. NCBI's taxonomy places the organism in Eukaryota, Fungi, Ascomycota, Pichiomycetes, Serinales. The record is from RefSeq and is a predicted model, not a curated record. Gene Ontology annotation, biological process: cytosine transport; transmembrane transport. The transcript has a single exon.